Molecule: messenger RNA, 615 nt
Organism: Apus apus (common swift)
Lineage: Eukaryota; Metazoa; Chordata; Aves; Apodiformes; Apodidae
Product: loricrin-like
Exons: 2
Coding region: 1-615 (204 amino acids)
Source: RefSeq, a predicted model, not a curated record
AUGAAGAGGAUUUAUCAGUGGUUCAGCAGGAGGUGUCCCCGCCGGAACAGGGGCUACAGCCAUGAGAUCUUCUCCCACCACAGAGGAGGCAGAAGUGGCAACAUCCACGGACAUGGCUCCUUCUUCUGUGAUGGAGAAGGCUCAAUCAUCUACGACCGAGGACCCUCCCCCUAUCGGCCAUCAUCAUCUACCUGGGACAUCACGGGGAGGUACAGCUGUGGAGGUGAUGGAUCUGUUGUAAUCACCAGCCGUGACAGAGAGGGGACAACUGCCUGGGGCAUCACUGGGGGGACAGUCCCAGUCUAUGGCACUGGGCAUGGAAUAGGGAGCAGUGAGGACUCAGGGGGUGGUGGAGGAUCCAGCUACCACAGUGGGAUACGAUACGAUGUGUCACCAAGAGAAAGUGCCUUGCCAACGUGUUGGGGAGGUGGUGGGGCAGGGUGGUACAGCGGGGGAUCGGGCUACGGCUCCGGGGGAUACUCGUGCCCAGAGUUCAGCUCUGGAGGUGCUGGAUCUUCCCAAGCCUUGCAGCAGAAAUGCCCCGUGGUCAUUCCCAACAUCGAGCCCCAGCAGAGCAAGAAGACCAACCACUGGCCCCCCAGUGAGAAGAAGUGA